CUAAGCAACCACUGUCAUUUGUCCAUUCUGGAAAAUAAUUUGAAGAGUCUUAAGACUUCUUGGAUGUCUGUGUGGUCUAAACAGCUCAUGGUCUUCAGGAAGAACUUCAACACCAUUGGAUGUUCCCCAAACCUGCUCAUCUCAAUCCAUAUUGCCCUUGAUAUACAGUCAUCUUUGUCUUUUUAAUGCUACCUCUCAUGCUCUGUGUUCUGUAUCUUGAGGUGCUUUACUUUCUCCCAUAAUUCCCUGUCCAGUUCAACAUUUCUUAUUACUACUAAGUAACUAAGCCCAUCUGAAUUCAUCUUCAAAAUGUAUAAAUACUGCUACAAAAGGCAGAGCAUCUACAACUAUGCCGAAGUGAAGGAGUGGAUCUUCAGACUGACAAGCCUCCUUUGCAGUUUUUUGGUCUGGUGUUUUGGGAUAAGCCUAGCUACCAGUAGACACUGGCGCAUUUGGGAAUUCAACAGCAAGGCUCUACACCUGUUGUACAUUGGACUGUGGGAAGCUUAUUAUUAUCAAGAAGUCAACAAAUCAGGUUCAAUAACCAGGGUGCCAGUGUACAGUGCUAUGAACUCCAACUGGACCAUUUCAAUAGAACUUGAGUAUGCAAGGGGCCUGAUAUUAUUGUCUAAUUUUAUGCAGCCCGUAGUCCUUACUUUUACCUCAGUGGCCUUUAUGGUCUGCUGGAUCAGAGCCCCAUACCCUGAUUUCAUGAUCCUGUGCUACAAAACAUCUGUCUUAUUUCUGAUCUUCAACAUCAUUUGCACAGUUCUGGCUGUGAGUUUGAACCACCUGGUGGACAUUUAUGGUCAAAGCACCCUUGACUUUCCACUAACAUUUCCGGUCAGUAAAAAGGAUCUGAUAAAGAAGCAGCAAACCCAUGUGUUCCCACUGGGGAUGCUGACGGCUGUGCUUUCAGUCAUCAGCAUCAUUAUAUUGUUUUAUGAGAUGUGGUCAAUUAAAGCAAAGGCCACAGUGAAGUCAAGAGUUUCCUAAAUAGAUCACUGUCUGUAGAAUUGAGUGAAGGGCUCCUGUAUCAGCAACAUCUGCCAGGAGUCUCCUUCAAGAUACUUUCUGUGUGCACAUAAUCCU
Molecule: messenger RNA, 1092 nt
Organism: Myodes glareolus (Bank vole)
Lineage: Eukaryota; Metazoa; Chordata; Mammalia; Rodentia; Cricetidae
Source: RefSeq, a predicted model, not a curated record